Molecule: messenger RNA, 1017 nt
Organism: Aspergillus wentii DTO 134E9
Lineage: Eukaryota; Fungi; Ascomycota; Eurotiomycetes; Eurotiales; Aspergillaceae
Product: putative pre-mRNA branch site protein p14
Exons: 5
Coding region: 488-829 (113 amino acids)
Cellular component (GO): nucleus; cytoplasm; ribonucleoprotein complex
Molecular function (GO): mRNA binding
Source: RefSeq, a predicted model, not a curated record
AGGGAGUGAAAGAGGGCAGGUGAAAGAGAGGAAGCGCGAGGGUGAAGAGAGACAGCGGGCGCGCUGCCACAUCGUUUGCGGCCGAACAUACCAGGGGAACACAAUGAUAGAGCACGGCCUGGGCUGAGCGGUCUUUGAUUCCGAUCUACGGGGUAUACACAGUACAUUGGUAUUUUACUUGAGGCAAUUCCUCGAACUCAUCCGCCGUUUACCAUCCAUCAAGGAGCGGAUCAUCUCGUCGUUGUCGAUUGCUGUCGCUGCAGCGUGAGGCUCAACGGUGGCUCUAGUCCCGAUCGGGAAAGGCAGCCCCCCCAAUCCGAACCUCGUGCUGGUCUCUGCGCUCCGCCAUCGCGAUUGUCGGUUUUAUCUCUUCUCCUCUUCUUCCUUCUCUUCUGCUUUUUCUAUCUGCACGAUCCCUCUCUGGGUAUCUGUAUCAUCUUCAACUCCUCCGCUUGAUCAUUUCUGGACCGAAUUUGUCCCCCCGAGAAUGAGCCGAAAGCUCGCCCCCGAAGCCAAUCGGAUUCUCUUUGUCAAGAACCUCAACUAUAACGUCACUGCAGAACAGCUAUUCGACCUCUUCGGCAAAUUUGGACCCAUCCGGCAAAUACGCCAGGGUAUUGCAAACAACUCGAAGGGCACCGCGUUUGUUGUAUACGAAGACGUUCACGACGCCAAACAGGCAUGCGAUAAGCUCAAUGGAUUCAAUUUUCAGAACAGAUACCUCGUCGUUCUAUAUCAUCAGCCGGAAAAAAUGCUUCGGUCGAAAGAGGAUCUUGCAGAAAGACAAGACAAUUUGGAGCGUCUCAAACAGCAGCAUGGUAUAGAAUGAUAUGAUGGUUUCUUUCUCGCUUUCUCUCGGUACCCUCUGCAGACAUCUAGCUGCGUGUUGUCUGUUGUCUAUAAUGGGUUGGUUGUGGGGUUUCUGGCGUUUUACUCCUAUGGGUUUCGUGGCUCUUGUUCAUGGGUAUUGAAGGCUGUUCGCGGGUGGAAGAAGGCUUCGAUCAUGGUCCAGGGAAA